AUUACAUUACUGAAAUUGCAAACACACCUAAGAUGAAACUUAGGGACAUGAUUGCCGAUAUCAAACAAAGGUUGAGAUGUGUAGUAUCCAUUGGGCAAGUCCGUAGGGCAAAAAAAUGGGCCACUGAGUUGAUUGAAGGAAAACUAAUUGAACAUUAUGCUAGGGUAUGGGAUUAUGCUGAUGAAUUAUUAAGGUCCAACCCAGGUUCAACAUGCAAAGUUAGUGUCACUGUCAAUCCAGAUGGGAAGAACUACUUCCACAGAUUUUACAUUGGUUUCAAAGCUUUAAGUGAUGGAUGGAAAUUAGGGUGUAGAAGAGUAAUUGGUUUGGAUGGAUGCUUCCUGAAAGGACAGGUGAAGGGUGAGUUGUUGACUGCCAUUGGUAGAGAUGCUAAUAACCAGGUGUAUCCUAUAGCAUGGGCUGUUGUUGAUGUUGAAAACAAGCCUAACUGGACUUGGUUUAUUGAGCUUCUUAGAGAUAGUGUAGACCUUCAUGAUGGCAGAGGAUUGGUGGUGAUAUCUGACCAACAUAAGGGAUUGGUUGAAGCUGUAAAAGAUAUACUCCCAAAUGUUGAGCACAGGCAAUGUGCCAGGCAUGUUUAUGCCAAUUUCAAGAAAGCAUACACAGGGUUGGAGUUCAAGAAAUUAUUUUGGGCUGCAUCAAUGAGUUGUGUAGAAAGUGACUUUAUGAGGCACAUGGAAACCAUCAAGAAGUUGAGCCCAUCUGCAUAUGAGUACUUGAUGUCAAGACAACCAAAAACAUGGUGUAGAGCUUACUUUGAUAGGGGUUAUGCGUGUGAAGCAGUUGAGAAUGGAAUCUCUGAGUGUUUCAACUCAAUCAUUGUUGAUGCUAGGAAAAAACCCCUUAUCACAAUGCUUGAGGAGAUCAGGAUAUAUAUAAUGGACAGGUUUUCCCACAUGAUAGAGGAAAAUGUUAAAUGGAAAUCAAAUGUUUGUCCUGCUAUACUUAGGAAAAUGCAGUUGUUUGGGAAAAAUAUGAGGUUAUGGGUUGUAGUUCAUAGUCAAGGACAUGUUUUUGAAGCUAGAAGAGGAUGUGACAGCUAUAUGGUGGACUUGGACAGCAGGGCUUGCAGUUGCAGAUUAUGGGAUUUGUCUGGGAUCCCAUGUGUACAUGCAAAUGCUGUCAUCAACUACAUCAAUCAAACACCAGAUGUAUAUAUUGAUGGGUACUUUUCAAAGGAAAAUUUUAAAAAGUCUUACUCCUCUAAUAUAAAACCAGUGAAUGGGAGUAAUCUUUGGAGCCAAACUGGAUUCAUAAAGCCAUUGCCUCCUUUGGCUAGGAGAAUGCCAGGUAGGCCUACUACCAAAAGGAAGAGGCAUGCUAGUGAGCAAGAGGGGAGGUUUUCAUCAACAAGGGUAUUUGUACCAAGAACAGUAAGAUGUGGGAAAUGCUUAGAGUAUGGCCAUAAUCAAAAAAGUUGUAAGAAUGAGAAAAAACCAGUAGUACCCUUGCUACCAAAGAAAAGAGGCAGACCAAGGAAACAUCCAUUGUUAACUGAAUAUGAUGAGUCAUUAAGAGCUUCUCAAUCCAGUCAGCCUCCAAUGCAGAAAAACAAGUCAAAGAAAGAAGCAUCAAGUUCCAAGGUUUUAAAAGCCUCAAGGUCCAAAAAAGAAGCAACUGAAUUUGAUGAAUCAUUAAGAGCUUCUAAAUCCAGUCAGCCUCUAAAGAAGAAAAACAAGUCAAAGAAAGAAGCAUCAAGUUCCAAGGUUUUAAAAGCAUCAAGGUCCAAAAAAGAGGCUACUUCACCUCAUAAAGAAGAUGUUUCUGCAACUCAAAAAGAAGUUGUUGAUGGUAUUCAGAUUGGGGAAGGUGAUGGAAUUCAGAAUGAGGAUCAUGGUGAUAGUAUUGAGCCUGGGGAUCAUGGUGAUGAUAUUCAGAUUGGGGAAGGUGGUGGUAUUGAGACUGGGGGUCAUGGUGAUGAUAUUCAGAUUGGGGAAGGUGGUGGUAUUGAGACUGGGGGUCAUGGUGAUGAUAUUCAGACUGGGGAUGUUAAUGAUGUUAUUGUUGAAGAUUGUCAUAUUGUUGAAGAAGUAGAAGUGGUUGAUGUUGGAAAAGAAGAUGUUUUGCUUCCAAGGGUUGGUUUAGAUCUACACAAAGUGCUUGAUGAGGUUGAGCAGGGGCUGGACGAAAUAUUAGGGGAGGGUAGUUUUCAACAACAAUCAGAAACCUAUGAUGCUACUCAAUCAGAUUAUGAGGGUAAUGUUGAGUUUAAUGAUGGAAAAGCUGAUGGUGUCCUUGUAGAUAAGGUAAAACUGGAUGCUGAACAGAUUGCAUCGAUGUUGGAAGCAGGAUAUAGCAUGGAAGAAAUUGAAGGUAUGGAAGGGGUAGAACUGGAACUGGAUGACAUGCUACCUGUUGAGCUGGAUAUGGAAGAUGUAUUGGAUCAUCCUUCUGAUAAUGAUGAUGAGGCUGUUAUUGAUGAUGUUGAUGGUAUUGUUGAUGGUGGUGGUGAACAAGAAGAAGGAGGUGAUGAUGGUCACUUGGGUGAUGAUGAAGGUGAACAAGAAGAAAGAGGUGAUGAUGAAGGUCCUGAUGAUGUCCCUAGAUUGACAAGGUUGAGAAAACCCUCUGAAAGGAUCAUUUUGCAGAAGUUGAAGAAGACAGUGCUUGACAAAAAUGGAGGUGGUUCAUCUGCUAGCAAUCCAGUUAGGUUGGAGUAGUUGGUUAAGUGUUUUGGGGGUGUAGUGGGGAGGGUAAACACGGGCAGAUGGAGCCCUUUUUGCUAAAUAUUAUUGUCAUUCCACCCACUAAAUGCAGCAUACAUCCACUUGUUUUAUGUUAUAAACUUGGUUGCCUUUUUUGAUAAUUUAUUUAGGUUUUUGGAUACAAUUGGAUGGCUGCUACGUAUUAGUGAGAUGUAAAAAACCUUAUGCAAUUAAUACACCCCCUUUUAUUUGUGUUAUGAUGAAUGUGUUAUCCAUUGUUGUCAAUUUUUAUUACCAUUUUAUGCAUAUUACUUUCCCAUUUGUGUUAUGGUGAACAUGUGUACCAUUAUUGGCACAUUUGAAAACCAUUUAUGCAUCUUGCUUCCCAUUUGUGUUAUGGUGAAC
Lactuca sativa (garden lettuce) is the source of this 3071-nucleotide messenger RNA. RefSeq lists its product as uncharacterized. Lineage: Eukaryota; Viridiplantae; Streptophyta; Magnoliopsida; Asterales; Asteraceae. The record is from RefSeq and is a predicted model, not a curated record. Gene Ontology annotation, molecular function: zinc ion binding.